Lolium perenne is the source of this 534-nucleotide messenger RNA. The record is from RefSeq and is a predicted model, not a curated record. NCBI's taxonomy places the organism in Eukaryota, Viridiplantae, Streptophyta, Magnoliopsida, Poales, Poaceae.
AUGGCCGACGCAAGGUACAACAAGUUCCUCGUCUUCCUUCUCGCCUUCGCUGCGUACGAGGAACGCAAGCUCGUUGAUCCCUACUUCAACAAGACGAACAUGAACUUGUACCGGGGAGACAAGGCAAUGGCCACCCAUUGGGGGAUCAUGCAGACGGCGUGCAGCAAAUGGCACGGCGUACAGGAGGAGAUCGACAAACGGCCGAUCAGCGGCCACGACUUGGAGCAAAGGCUGCGCCGAGCUUUGGACAUGUACACGGACGACACCGGCCUGCAGUUCAAGUUCCUCAACGUCUACGCCCGCCUCGAGAAGUGCGAGAAGUGGAAGGAAGUUCGCACAUCCCUCUCGAAAAGCAAGACCGAGCAGUACAACCCCGACGCUCCGCCGGCUUGCGCGGCGGAAGGGCGCCCUGAGCUCGGCCAGAAGAAGCAGAAAGAGCUCAAACGGACGGACAAUCCCGCCGACAGGAUGCAGGCGUCGAUCGACAAGUCCCAGCCACGACCUAAGAUCAACCAAAAGAAUGUAGUUAGCUAA